This is a messenger RNA of Sitophilus oryzae (rice weevil), 1176 nucleotides long. It is a transcript of the gene mRpL1, whose product is annotated as 39S ribosomal protein L1, mitochondrial. Lineage: Eukaryota; Metazoa; Arthropoda; Insecta; Coleoptera; Curculionidae. The coding region runs from base 93 to 1142 and encodes 349 amino acids. The transcript has 7 exons. The record is from RefSeq and is a predicted model, not a curated record.
CCUUCAGUGGAAUUUAGGUAGGGUUAUGUUAUGUUUUGUAAUAAGAUUUUUUGAUGGUCUAAAAACUUUUUCUUUAAAAGUAAAUUAUUAUAAUGUCACUCUUAAGUAAAAAAUUGUUGCAGAUUACUUACACUGUUUCAUCUCAAAAAUUUCUUCCAAGAUUAUUACCUGUUCUUAAUAUAGUUCCAGCUCGCGAAUAUGCCGCCCGAAAAGGAACGCGGGAGAGAAAGAACAAAAAAAAAGUAAAGGUGGAAAUUAAGAAAAUCGGGUUCAUUCCCCACAAUCUACGGGAUAAAGAAAAAAUGCUUGCAGCUCGCGCUUCUCGAAAAUUUGACGAUUCAUGGAAGCGCGACCCUAUCGAUAACGUUUUUCCUAUGAAAUAUUACAAGUGGAUCGUGUAUCCGUUUGUCGAAGCUGUUAAUGCGCAUAGAGAAACUCACCAUCCAGAAAUGUAUAACAAACCGAACGCUGAACUCCAUCUUACAGUAGAACUAAACAUGCAAGGGGAGAAGAAGACGAGAUUCCUGGAUAAUUUCUAUAGAAUCGCACCCAUACCUCAUAAAUUCGAUCAUGGCGAAGAAAGAAACUUAUUGGUUUUUGCCAAAAACUUAGAAAGUCAAAAGGAAGCUUUAGAUGCAGGGGCGCAGGUUGUUGGGGGCGCGGAAAUAAUUAAACAACUACAAGUCGGGCAGCUUUCGUUGUUGGAUUUUCAACAUUAUAUAGCUCACCCAGAUAUUUUACCUGAAUUAGUGCAACUAAGGGGGAUCAUGAAAAGAAAAUUUCCAAAUGUUAAGACUGGAACAUUAGACGUAAACCUGGGAAGUACAGUAGAUAGGUUUUUAAGAGGCGUCAGUUACCAGGCUAUUAAAGACGAGUAUGAAAAAGAUUUUGGUCAAAUAAAUGCCAUCAUAGGAACGCUGAAUAUGGAACCAACCCAUUUAGAAGAAAACUUUGCUUCAAUAAUUAAAGAUGUCUAUACACAAAAACCAAAAAGAGCAGGCAGUUUUAUAACUAGGUGUUAUUUAUGGAGUCCACCUUCAAGGGAACAAUUAAAGAUCAACCAUGAGUUGUAUCUUAAAGAUAUGAAUGAAAAAGCAAGGGAAGAAAGUGAAGAACUUGAAUUAGAAAGUGUAACCUUAUAAGUUAGUUUUGUUUAAAUACAUUAUGUUACUAGAA